Lates calcarifer (barramundi perch) is the source of this 1713-nucleotide messenger RNA. It is a transcript of the gene ubxn11, whose product is annotated as UBX domain protein 11. Lineage: Eukaryota; Metazoa; Chordata; Actinopteri; Centropomidae. Gene Ontology annotation, biological process: proteasome-mediated ubiquitin-dependent protein catabolic process. The transcript has 14 exons. Bases 222 to 1706 code for a protein of 494 amino acids. The record is from RefSeq and is a predicted model, not a curated record. Gene Ontology annotation, molecular function: ubiquitin binding.
UGGGGGGGUGGAGUGUGGGGGCGACCUCUAGUGGAUGGAAAUGGGGACCGUGAAGGCAUCACCUCAUUCCACAGUAUCAACUGCUCCCUGCGUUGCUAAUAGCAACAGACUCCAAACAAACAGAAAGAAACCACGGGAAGUUCCUCUGGACAGACACAGACCCGCGCUCAUAGCGGACCGGGAUAUUUAGGUUUAGCAGUUUACUCGCAGUCUCAGGUAAAAUGAGCUCACCUUUAUCGAUGCUGAAGAAAACAAGGCGCACUCCGCUGCAGGGCCCUAUGAAUGAGCAUUGGGACAGGGACAGACAGAAAGUGCCUUUCAGGAGGAAUCUGUUAAAAGAGUUUCAGGCAGCUUUGGUGGACAGCAAUGGUGACGAUUCAUCUGAUCCAAACCGUCCUCAAACCUCUCGUACUCUGGCAAGCGAUCCCUCCUCUUCAAAGUCAAAAGCCCCAUUAAAGAAAGCUGCUCCACCGAGCGACUUUGAGCUCAUGUCUGCCAUGAUGCAGCGGGUGACUCUGCUGGAGAAGAAAGUGAAGAGCCAAGCGCAGGAGAUCGAGUGCAAGAAUAAAAAGAUCUCUGCUUUGGAGGAGAAGCUAAGGGUUCAGAGAGAAUCAGAGUUUAGAGAUCUGAGUGGCAGAGAUGAUCUUGAAAGAAGGUGCCAACAACUGCAGAAUCAAGUGCAUGAAAUGGAAAACUUUCUAGAUGACUAUGGUUUGAUCUGGGUGGGAGAUGGGGAGACCAGUGACUCAGCUGAGUGUGAGCAGACACACAGCUCAGGUAGAGGCCUCUGGCAGCCAGGCACCUCUGGGGUCAGGGAUUUCCACAUGAACUUUGACCUUGUGCUGCAGAGGAUCAAGGAGCUGAAUGUCCUGGCAGGGGAGGGUGAGUCUUUUGUGCAGUCUACAGCCAGGGGGGCACAGCUGGCCAAGAAGGAUCCUAUUCAGCUCAGGCUCUACAGCAACGGCAUCGUCAUGUUCGAUGGCCCUUUCCGCUCGUAUCAGGAGCACAGCACCCAGCACUGCAUGCAAGAUCUGAUGGAUGGGUAUUUUCCAUCUGAGCUUCAGGAGAGAUUUCCAAAUGGCGUUCCUUUUGAAGUUCACGACAGGCGAGAUGAGGAAUUUAUCCUCAGGCUACCGUGGGAUAAAUUUCCUGGUGAAGGACAGGCUGUUUGUGGGGAAUCAUCGAAUGUUGCUAGCUCUCAAAUACCUGGCAAGAAACUGACCACAGAUCAGUUCCUGAGGAGGCUGCCCAAGGUGGUGGUCAAAGCGGGUCGAGUGAUUGAUAUCAGGGACUCACUGAGGGCAACCCUGCAGGGUUCAUCUGACACCCAGAGCAACGACUCAGUGAUCCUCAUAAAUACACCAGCACUGCAGGCGAUGAAAGAGAGGCUGCAGACGCACAGCUCUGACCGGCCUUCGUCCGCCCGUGAUGUCAUCACACUCAAGGUCAAGUCAGAGGAUGGGAAUUGUACUUACGUCUUGAGAAUGUGUUUCUCAGAAACAAUCGCCCACCUGAGACAGUAUCUGGACAAACACCGAGGCAGUGGUCUCCCAGGUUAUGACAUCAUCAGCGCGUACCCACAGUGCUGCUACGAUGAUGACUGCAGGACGCUGCAAUCGUGUGGACUCACGACUAACGCAACUCUGCUGCUGCGAAAGAGACAAAACCCUCAUUCAUUGAUGGGAGUAAAUAAAAUAAACCUAUAAAACGUUA